GACAAAAUGGGGAGAGCCAUGUCAAACUAUUCCUCUAUAAAUGAAUUCUCUGAUUCCAUGAACGCCAUGCAACAACCUUUGUUCUUUGAUCUUCUUCCAUCAAUGGCCACCAAGAAAUCUGUCCGUGUGAUAUUGUUCCCUUUCAUGGCCCAGGGCCAUCUCAUCCCUUGUGCAGCCCUAGCACAGAUGCUCGAGCGAUGGACCCAAUUCACCAUCACCCUUAUCAACACCCCUCUCAACAUCCAAAAUCUCCGAAAGGCUCUCCCAACAAACACCACCAUCGAGCUAAUUGAACUUCCUUUCAACGGCUCAGAUCACGGCAUACCACCCCACAUCGAAAACACCGACGCUUUGCCCAUCCAUCUCUUCCACUCAUUCUUCCAAGCCACCGUUGAACUGGAAUCUUCCUUCGAACUCCUUCUCAUCGAUAUAAGCCGAACAGACGGUCGGCCUGCUCUUUGCCUGAUUGCUGACGUGUUUCUUGGAUGGACGGUCGAUGUCGCCAAGAGGCUUGGAAUGUUCCAUGCUGUUUUUCUUCCUGCAGGAGCUUUUGGAAUGGCCGCAUUUUACUCUCUUUGGUUGCAUCUACCACAUCAGCAUACAGAUUCCGAUGAGUUCGGCCUACCAGAUUUUCCUGAAACGUUCCGUCUUCACCGCUCACAAUUAGAUUUUGUAGAGAGAAAUGCUCAUGAGAAGGAUCCUUUGUAUGUUACGGUCCGUCGGCAAUUGUCGCUUUCUUUGGGUUCUGGAGGGAUUUUAUGUAAUACGGUGAAAGAGAUGGAGAUGGCGGGAAUGGGACUUUUACGUAAGACUUCAAGGCUACCAGUUUGGGCUGUCGGUCCACUACUCCCUCUCUCUUUGUUCGAAUCUCCUUCCAAUGGGAAAUUCUCUAAUGGGCGGUCUGGAAGGGAGCCUACAAUCUCUUCUGAUCGAUGUGUUGCAUGGCUGAAUCUACACUGUCCAUCUUCAGUUAUUUAUGUGUCGUUUGGUUCUCAGAAUAGCAUCUCAGCUCUACAAACGAUGGAGCUUGCGAUGGGAUUGGAAGCGAGUGGGAAACCGUUCAUUUGGGUCCUUAGACCUCCUUUCGGACAUGACAUAGGUGGAAGUUUCAGACCCGAAUGGCUGCCUGAGGGGUUCGAAUAUCGGAUGAUGGAGAGAAAACAAGGGCUGAUAAUCCAUAAAUGGGCCCCACAGCUGGAAAUACUAUCGCAUCGAUCAACAGGUGCGUUUCUCAGCCACUGUGGUUGGAACUCAGUGUUGGAGAGCUUGAGUCAAGGUGUGCCGAUGAUUGGGUGGCCGUUGUCAUCUGAUCAGUUCAUCAACUCAAAGAUGAUGGUGGAGGAGAGGGGUGUGUGCGUGGAGGUGGUGAGAGGGAUGGAGGAGAAUGUGGUGGGGCAGAAGGUGAAGAGGGUGAUUGGAUUGGUGAUGGGUGGGACAGAGAAAGGAGAGGAGAUGAAGAAGAAGGCCAUGGCAGCUCGAGAGGUGAUGAAGGCUGCUGUGAAAGAACAUGGGUCGUCCGUCAAGACACUCGAAGAUUUCUUCCGGAACGUAGACGAAAGAAAGACGCCGGUAUUCCAUGAAAAUGGAAAUUAAACUCCAAGAAUCUGAUGAUCUGAUCAAUCACUAUCUUGGCUAGGAGAUCAGGAUGGAAUGCUCGUGUUGCCGCUUGGGGACUACUUGCAAAGAUGGUCUGAUGAUCCGAACCGUUCAUCAUCUCUGUGCCAGCAUAAGCGAGCUAUGGUGCAAUAAGCAAGCUCAUGCCAUUUG
Magnolia sinica is the source of this 1767-nucleotide messenger RNA. Its product is annotated as UDP-glycosyltransferase 92A1-like. The transcript has a single exon. Gene Ontology annotation, molecular function: UDP-glycosyltransferase activity. Bases 7 to 1593 code for a protein of 528 amino acids. NCBI's taxonomy places the organism in Eukaryota, Viridiplantae, Streptophyta, Magnoliopsida, Magnoliales, Magnoliaceae. The record is from RefSeq and is a predicted model, not a curated record.